GCCUCCGCUCGUGGAUGUGCUCGCUGAGCUGCUGAUUCGUGAGCGCGCUCCGUCCUUGUAACGUGUAUGGGACGAACCAGAGACGUGGAUGAAGGCUGGUGUGAGGUUUCCCUCCUCUGUCCUUCCUUCUUGUACACAAGCAACGCUCUCAGACGUACAGAGCUUCAAGGCUGCAAGGAGUUCUGCUUAUGGAAAACCCUCCACCUCGACUGCCUGGCGGAUGCUACAGCUUGCUACUUUGUCUUUUGCUGGCUAUGAUUUAAAAGCCAGACGACCCAAAUACAGGACUAGAAAAAGGCUUUUAAUACGUUACAUUUUGAUCAGUUGACUGUAAUCAUGGCGGCUACAGGCUACGGUUACUACCGUGUGGUCAUCUUCCUGUGCAUGUUCACUGGCUACUCACUGUAUUUCUUUAACAGGAAGACAUUCUCUUUUGUUAUGCCGUCUGUGAUGGAGGAGAUAGAACUGGACAAAGAUGACUUGGGUAUGAUCACCAGCAGUCAAACCAUGGCCUACGCCAUCAGUAAGUUCAUCAGUGGCGUGCUGUCGGACCAGAUCAGCGCCCGCUGGCUUUUCUCCAUCGGCCUCUUCUUGGUCGGAGGCAUCAACGUGGCCUUCUCUUGGUCUUCAACUGUGUCCAUGUUCUCCCUGCUCUGGUUCAUCAACGGCCUGGGACAGGGCUGUGGGUGGCCCCCAUGUGGGAAGGUGCUUCGGAAGUGGUAUGAGCCGUCCCAGUUUGGAACAUGGUGGUCUGUACUGUCCUGCAGCAUGAACCUGGCUGGAAGUCUCGGUCCGCUCAUGGUCACGGUGCUCCUGCAGUAUUACGACUGGAGGACGAUUCUGGCCAUGUCUGGCGUGUUAUGUGCUGCUUUCUCAUUGGUUUGUCUGGUAUUCAUAAAGAAUGAGCCGAAGGACGUGGGCCUUCCCAGCAUUGAAGCUGCAGCUAAGAAGGGUGUGAAAGGAGGCAACAGUGAGAGCACCCUGAGCGAAUUUCUCCUCUCUCCCUUCCUGUGGGUCCUCUCUCUGGGCUACCUGGUUGUUUUUGGGGUGAAGACGGCAGCCACCGACUGGGGGCAGCUAUUCCUCAUGCAGGAGAAAGGCCAAACUGUUCUCAUGGGCAGCACCUACAUGAGUGCACUGGAGGUCGGGGGUUUUGUCGGCAGCCUCUCGGCAGGUUUCAUCUCGGAUAGAGCCGUAGCCCGUAAAGGCUUGAGCAUUCAUGGCAACCCUCGUCAUGGCCUGCUCAUUCUCAUGAUGGCUGGCAUGUAUGUGUCCAUGUAUCUCUUCAGAGUGACCAUCACACCUGAAGUACCAAAGGAAGCUCCUUUGUGGGUCCAGGUCAUCCAUCCGGUGUCUGUUCUACUUGGAGUCUCAGAGAAAGAGAUUUGGAUUCUCUUCCUUGGUGCCAUGUUUGGGUUUUCUUCUUAUGGACCAAUCGCCUUGUACGGAGUGAUAGCAAGCGAAAGUGCUCCUUCCAAUUUCUGUGGAACAUCUCACGCCGUCGUCGCACUGAUGGCAAACGUGGGGGCUUUCAUGGCAGGGCUUCCCUUCAGCACUGUUGCCAAGCAGCACAGCUGGGACACGGCCUUCUGGGUAGCCGAAGUCACAAUGGGGAUCACCACCAUUGCGUUCUUCCUUGUGCGCAACAUGCGCACCAAAAUGGGACGAAUCGCAGAGAAAAUGGACUAGUCCAUAUUUUUUGGGGGGUGAACUAUUCAGACGAUGCAGCCCAGUAAUUUAAUAGGAGCUUUAUUAUACAAACUAAUGUCAAACACAAAUUAAUCUGAAGAUCUUUCCAUUAUAAAUUUGUAGAUACUCAGGGGGGCUGUAAUUUAAUUUACUUAUUUAUUUGAGUUUAUUUGAUAGGGACAGACACACAUCGACAUAGACAAACUGAACAAAACAGCAGUCCCAUGUCCCAUAGUGCAAUAGCAACAGCUAAUUCGCAGCACUUGUAACUAGAUGGGCUUUUAAAAAGUACCUCUAAAAGUUAAAGUGAUAAUAUUUUAAAAUAACACAGCAUAAUGUUGAUGACAUCUACACACAAACAGUGAAACAUGAAACAUCAAAAAUGGGUACAGUUCUGUUUUUCACAUAACCAGAGUUUUGUUUGUUUCUUGAACGUACUGAAACUGGUUACAGACUUUAAAUCAACAGGAAGUGAGUUCCAAACUGCAGAUCCUCUCACUGACAGAGCAGUUUGAGCAAAAGUGGUUCUUCGAAAGGGAACCUUACAAUUUCCAUCUGAAGCUGCUCUAGUAGAUCUGCUAUUGCCCUGCAGUCUCUGUAUGCAAUCGCUUAAUGGUCUAGGUGCAUAUGCAUUUAAACACUUAAAAAUCAAUUAGAUUUGUAUCACUUUAUAUUUGUAAUAAAUAGUCACUUACACAGAUUUAAUCUUCACCAACACCAGCAUGAAGUCGAUCGCUUUUACUCACAAGCUUCUGGACAGAUCUCUGGACGUAUGAUGCAUUCUAAAGGAAGCCACUCUGGCAUGAAUGUCUUUACUGAUGUGUUGUUUUCUUUGUCAAGAUGAAUCAUUUGCACUGUUCACUCCAUUAAUUACCUAAAGAAUGUAGCUAUACAUCAUCAAACGUUUCAGUCGAAUGUUUAGAUCCACUGUGGAGAUGGAUGUCACAUAAAUCUGGGGCUUUAACUGAUUUAUUUGGUAAAAUGAAUGAAUAAUGUUCACCUGCAAUGAGAUUUACAAACACCAGGAAGAUGAUCUGAAACCGACCCGUUCUAACUUGACUGAAAUUUGCAGCUUCUUAAACCUAAGGACAACAAACCACUUGUGAAGCACGGUGGUGCUAAUGUCAUUCUGUGUGUCCGAUUUACUGCCAGCAGUACUAAUGCAAUGCAAUAAGUGGAUUAGGGUUGAAACAAUUAAUCAAUUCAAACGCAUUGAAAUAAUUAACUAAGUAAUUAGUCAAAUAACUAAAUGAUUAAAGCAGUAAUUAAACCAAAACUGUACUAUUUAUAUUUAUAUAUACAUGUCCAUAAAAUAUGCUAGCCAAAACUCUUCAGCUUUUAGAUUUAGCUUCUCCACGUUUAGAUUUAAUAAAGGAAUUCUGUUGUCUUUUUAGCCAAUUAGAUUUAUUUUCUUAUUUAAAAAAGGAACUGAAUUAUUUGUUUAUUUAGAUCUUUUAAUGUGUUUCUAGUAUUGUAUAACAAAGGCUUAAGUGGUGAAAUGAAAAAUCUACAGAAGGUGCCUUUUUUUUUUAACUUGAUUACUUAUCAGAGUAAUCAAUUGCUAAGAUAAUUGUUAGUUGUUAGCCCUAAAGUGGAUAAAAAUUAUUUACGGCUAACCUCUAAGUUCGCUCUGUAGCUCGUCCAGGAAUGUAAACUUCUAGUCUUUGGGGAGGUUCGUGUCGUACAACAUUUAUAAAGAGACAUUUAUGUCUCUUCUUCAAAAGUGCUGAGUGAAAAAAGUAGGUCAUUAGUGGGUCUCUUGGGGAUGUUGGCCUAACAAAGUGUCUGAAACUGGCACCAGCCCCUUCGGACGGACAUUUGAACCCCUUGAACCAGCUUUGUGAGAACAGUGAUUCAUCAAAGCUUUUUUUAGAAUAAUUAGGGCUUGCAUAAUUAAAGCAAAGCAAAAUGUUAUGUUCUGGAACGGCUUUCCCAAAGCCCCUACCACAACAUAAAAGAAAAGUGUAUGAAUUAUAUUUAAAGGCUGGGUUUUGUCAUGAAACCAGCUCAAUUUUAAUGAGCUCCACCAAAUCCAGUGUCAAAAACGCAAUCACAACCAGAACUGUCAACGGCUACCAAAAGCAUGUUUAAAGAGAACCUCGCUAAGAAAUAUUUUACCAAACAUCAAUAUUAGGGUAUUUAAUCAUGUCUGUUUAAUUUUCAGAGACAAUCUGUAAUAAAUUUCAAUAUAUCGACAAAACUCAAAAUAACAAAUAAAUAAAUGAAGUUGUAUAAUCAUCUACCUUAGGGAAAAAUUUUAAAUAAGUACUUAAAAGCCCAAACUGAACAGAGCAUUCAUGUCCAUGAAGCACAAGUUUAUUUCUAAACUUGUGAUUGGAACUGUUUAUACUACAUAAUGUGUUUUCAACACUCAUCAUUCACUUCAUCAAUACCAACUUCAACAUUCAAGAGAUGUGUGGAAACCAUUUGAUUUGAUUUAGUGUUUCUUGUUGUAUGAUACUUGAAUAUCCCUAUUUUGUGAAACCAAGCAUGUCUGCUCAGAACAGCUAAAUUGACCCCAAAAAACCUCAUCAUUUCAGUUUUUUUAAUACUGAACAGGUGUUACUCUGCGUGGUGGUCUACUCAUCUCAAAAUGAAAGUUUUACAUGGAUUCCUUCAGUCUUUCUGUGAUGCUACAAUAAACUUGAGAUACAUAUUUUUUUAAA
This is a messenger RNA of Gambusia affinis (western mosquitofish), 4355 nucleotides long. RefSeq names its product glucose-6-phosphate exchanger SLC37A4-like. The record is from RefSeq and is a predicted model, not a curated record. The transcript is spliced from 10 exons. NCBI's taxonomy places the organism in Eukaryota, Metazoa, Chordata, Actinopteri, Cyprinodontiformes, Poeciliidae. Gene Ontology annotation, molecular function: glucose 6-phosphate:phosphate antiporter activity. Gene Ontology annotation, cellular component: endoplasmic reticulum membrane. Gene Ontology annotation, biological process: phosphate ion transmembrane transport; glucose-6-phosphate transport. Bases 337 to 1689 code for a protein of 450 amino acids.